Micropterus salmoides (largemouth bass) is the source of this 3565-nucleotide messenger RNA. Its product is annotated as ensconsin-like. The record is from RefSeq and is a predicted model, not a curated record. The coding region runs from base 761 to 2716 and encodes 651 amino acids. Gene Ontology annotation, biological process: microtubule cytoskeleton organization. Lineage: Eukaryota; Metazoa; Chordata; Actinopteri; Centrarchiformes; Centrarchidae. The transcript is spliced from 17 exons. Gene Ontology annotation, cellular component: microtubule cytoskeleton.
UAAUGCAAAUACGCCACACCUCAUGUUCAUUUUUUGUAAACAGUAAUGUUUGUUUAAAUUCUGAUAAACUUAAUUGGCAUUUAACUUCUCUUAUCUCCCCUCCUUGUCACAAGUAAUGAGCAUGAUUUGUGACGCCUUAGGUUGAUGUACCUUUUAAUUGUAGCUGGAAAGCAAUUUGAAAUUAAAAAGUGAAAUAAGUUUAUUUAAGGUGGACUUUGCACAGUAAGGUACAUCCCGAAAGCUAAGCUUGCGCUAAUGUUACAGCAUGCUAAAAUGCUAGCUAUAACUAUGCUAAGAAGUAACACUAUAAGUAUUACUACUUUAUGUCAUACUUUGGCCUCAAACUUGUACAGAAGCUGCUUAAACGUUUGCCGAAAGUCUUUGGGGCCAAUGUUCCGUUAAUGUUUACCAAGAUAAACCUUAGUUUAUGUAACGUAGGUUAGCUUGAUUAGCUAAUGUUAACAUAGCAUCACGGAAAAACAAAUUUCCGUUAAAGCUACGUACUGCGGUGGUUUUGUGGCUAAAGGCAGCAGCACCACAGACAGGAUGACGGACGAUGAACCUUUGCCUGAAAAAGUCAGAGGUCAAGAGUUAUCUUCACCUUACACACAGAUGGACGAGCAGCUGAUGCAGAGGGCAGUUACUCACACAGCACACUUGGAAAGCGAGGACCCGAAGGCAUCUUGAAAUAGAAAGUCAAAAGAGGAGGAGGAGGAGGAGAAGGAGAGAAAGGAGGGGGGUUUUAAGUGAGAGCAUUGGUAUGCCAGGCUCAAAACCUAGCAUGGCUGUGCAGAAGAAACAGAGUCUCAUCCCUUCAUCGCAGGGACCACUGUCUACACGUACCAUUGAGGCGCAGAGAAAGAGGAAUGGAAAUGAAAGAACAAGAGACAAUAUCAAACCAAAAUUACAGGGAAAGAAAACACCCGGUUCUGUCAACAAAUCUGCCCAAAUCUGCAACACAGCCACUCCAACACGGCCCGCUGCAGUUGCUAAUGGACUAAAUGUUGAUGAGAGGCUGAAAGCUGCACGGGAACGAAGAGAAGAGCACCAGAAGUUAAUUGCCUCUCGGGAAUUGAGCAGGUUAGAGCGGGAGCAGCGGGCCAGGCGAUACUAUGAACAACAACUGCAGCAGCGCAAGAAGAAGCUCCUGGAGCAGAGGCUCAAAGAGGAGAGGAGGCGUGUUGCUGUGGAAGAGAAGCGCAAGCAGAGACUGAAGGAGGAAAAAGAGCGAUAUGAAUCAGCAGUGCGAAGGACAAUGGAGAAGAGCCAGAGGGCCCAACAGAACCUCAGUCAAAACUCAAGAGGAAGGAAGCUCACCAAGUAUGCUCCUCGUCGCUUACCACUGACAACAUGGGAGAAAAACUUGGUCAGUCGCCUCCUUACCCCCACAUGCUCUUAUCUGGCCAGGAGCAAGAGUGCUGGUUAUCAGUCAGGAGAAGAAGUUGUCCAUGUUUGUCGCCGUGCAGUUUCAUUCCACUCCAUAAAUAGCACCACCAACACCGCCACCCCUCACAAAACCCAGCAGCACUCUGGUUCAGUCCACCACAGGCCAUCUGCCUCCCCAAGUCCCAGCAACAACCAGCACAAAAGCAUCAAUCUGACGCAGAAUAAAGCAACAAGACAGCAAAACGCUAAUAAGAACUUAAACAAGGGCUCAAAUACUAGAUCACCUGCCGUCAACACCAGUGAGAAGCAAGCCGCAGUUACACAAAGCAGAACAGCCUCCCCCUCACCUGAACGGACCCCCAGGAGAUCAAUCAGCAGACAUUCAACCCCGUUGCAGGUCGAGCUGCCAUCGGUCCCAGAGGAAGAUGUUGCAGUUUGUAGUUCUGCCCUCUCUCCUGGUAACUCGAGGCCUGUCAGGACAUCACGUGAAGGUCAGCAAAAGAAAAUCAGGGAUGAAAAGCCACCGGAGACUCCAUGUUCGAACCUGCCUGAGAAAAAGACAGAAGCUAUAACCAGAACAGCAGGAGACAGAAGUCCUCCCCAAACGCCUCCUCAUCCAGCUUCACAGCCUCCUGAAAUCAUGUGCAGGGCUUCAGCUGGGACUACAGACCCAGAGGAGGCCUCACGUCUCCUGGCUGAAAAGAGAAGAGAGGCCCGACUACAACGGGAGAAAGAGGAGCAGGAGCGCCUGCAAAGAGAGGAGGCUGAAAGGCGGAGUCGUGAAGAACUGGAGCGCAGGAGGGCAGAGGAACGAGCACGACAGCAGGCCGAGGCUCAACGUCUCAUAGAGGAGAAGAGGAGGAGGGAGGAAGAGGAGCAGCGGCGAGCUGAGGAAGAAAGAUCUCAGGCUAUGAAGGAAGCCGCCCUUCUGCAGAAACAGAGAGAGGAGGAACAAGCCAAAGAGAGGGCAAAAGCAGAGCAGAUGAAACAAGAGCGAGAAAUACUCGCACAGAAAGAGGAGGCAGCGCGCCAAGAACGAAAAAAAAGACUUGAGGAGAUCAUGCGGAGAACCAGAAGGACAGAUUCUCCAGAUACGAAACCUGCACCAUUGAAGAACUUGCCAAAUGAAGCCAAACCAAAGGAAAACACAGAGCCUCUGCACAAUGGCACUAUAGAAGAUGCAGUUAAACAGCCAGUGGCGACUAAGACCUCACAGCUGAACAAUGAGGAGGACAUGGUACCUGUUGUGGCCUUCAAAGAACGCAGGUCUCUCAGGACUCUCACAGGCCUGGAGGAAAUCCAGACCCAUCAACGGGCAGAGGUCAUCUGAGCAGCUGCAAAGUGGGCAAAGCCUUUGCUGGAGAGCUGUGAUUUCUCUGUGAAACACAGGAAUUACUGCAGUACAGCCAUUUUGAUGUCCUUCGGCACCUUGAAAGAGCAUGUAAAAUUACAGCCUUGCCUCUCACUGACGACGUCAGCAUUUGGUCCCUUUUCUGUGUGUAACUAGUGGCACAAGUUGUGGGAAAGUUAUUUAUUAAUUUCUUCAGUACAGCGGGUUUCUGAACUAAUAAUGGCUAUCCAAAAAACAGUAGAUGUAGACAGUGGUAAUAAUAGUUUGCUGGCAAUUACGGAGAGUGUCCUCUGUGAAAUACUAGGAAUAGACAUUCUAACAAUUGCAACAUAUGUUAGCCAUAUUCUUUUUGCUUAUUGCUGAUAUUUCUUGCUAUGUAAGCACUUUUCCCUUCCUCAGUUUUGUCACUGUGGAAUUAGAAUAGCUCAAGUGGCUGUGCUAAGAACAAGAGUCGUUUAGGUCGUUGCUGAUGAAAAGUUUACUUCCUACAUAAAUUCCUACCCUUUGAGUUUGUGAAGUAUAGCAAUCACAUAUUUCAAAGCUGCUAAGGAACUUAGUUUCCAAAGACUUUGCUUCAGUUUUGUGAGUGUUGUUUUAGAAAAUACAAUGCACAAAGCCAUUAUUGCACUUGACAGCUGCUUUGUUUGAUAUUGCGCAAUCACUUUACAAAGCAAAGUUUGAGGUGUAGAGGUUAAGUGAGUUUAUUAUAAUAAAAGCAUAUAAAAACAAAUGUAUCAGAUGAUCAAUAGUAUUGCGUAUAACUAUCACUUGUUAACCUGUUAAAAAGAAACAUAUGCCAUAUUUAAUUAAAGUUGAUGCUAUGCCGCA